Molecule: messenger RNA, 952 nt
Organism: Panicum hallii
Lineage: Eukaryota; Viridiplantae; Streptophyta; Magnoliopsida; Poales; Poaceae
Exons: 1
Coding region: 96-473 (125 amino acids)
Source: RefSeq, a predicted model, not a curated record
AACCAGCUACGCACACAUCAUCGCUUUGCCAAGCUAGUUGCACGCUCGGCGCUCGCUCUCCCCGCCGUGCAGAGGGGGAGGGAGGAGCUGCUCCGAUGUGGGCACUUGGCUCGCCGGGGAGGCUGCCGGCGAUGGAGGAGUGCGGCGAGGACGGGGAGGAGGACGCGGACCCGUACAGCCACCGGGCGCGCGGCGCGAUGGCCUCCUGCUGGGGCCGCUUCGGCGUCGCCGCGCUGUGGCGCAGGCUGUGGCACCACCUCAGCCUGGCGCGGCGCAGGCGCCGGCUCGGCCGCUCCUCCAUCCUCGGCGCCGGCAGCCUCAACUACGACCCGCUCAGCUACGCGCAGAACUUCGACGACGGCUGCCUCGAGGAGCGGGAGCCGGACUUCAGCGCUAGGUUCGCGCCCGCGCGGCACGCCGCCGGCUCGCCGAGGCUGACCGUGGGCGCGGAUCGGGACGUCGCCGCAGCUUGACGCCGACCGGGUCCGCUCUUGCCGCCGUGCAUACGGAUCGGAGCUUUUACCACUUCUCGUGCGCCUAGGCAGAGUGGCAGACUGCUGGUAACUGCUCCUCCAACACGUCUUCGAUCAGUUGAAUGUAGGAGUACAUACAUGAUACAUGUCGCAGACUCGCAGGCUCGCUUGGAUGGAUGCAAGUAGAUUCGAUGUAGCUUAAUCAAGCUCAUCUCAUCAGAGACAAAAAUAAAAAUUCUUGCCAGUCUGCUGGUUUCUGCAGCAUUCUUGCCGGUUUGCUGGUUCUGCAGCGUUCUUGCAGAGUUGCAGGGAUUCUUGAAGUUUUUCUUUUGCUCGUGUUUAUGUCCACUUGAGAUCCAAGCUUCGGCACAGCAAUCGUUGUUCAGAAAAGUCUAACUCGUUCUUGGAGUCGAGAGAAUUCACUUUCUGUUCAUAUUUUCCCCUCAGAGCACAUCCAUAUUCAACAAAAGAAACCAAAA